Euleptes europaea (tarantolino) is the source of this 858-nucleotide messenger RNA. It is a transcript of the gene C19H1orf159, whose product is annotated as chromosome 19 C1orf159 homolog. The record is from RefSeq and is a predicted model, not a curated record. The coding region runs from base 1 to 762 and encodes 253 amino acids. Lineage: Eukaryota; Metazoa; Chordata; Lepidosauria; Squamata; Sphaerodactylidae. The transcript has 8 exons.
AUGGACGGCGCUUACCUGUGCGAGGAGGUGAGGCGGCGCGCCGUGGCCGAUGGGAGGUGUAGUUUUUUAAGAGCGGGAAGCUCCAGCGGCGCGGACGGGCCGGAGGGGGGCCUGCGGGACUACAAAUCCCAGAGAGGCGCGGGAGGGAGCGGGGCAGGGCGCCGCCUCAGGGCGGGGGGUACAAAAGGGAGCCGGCUGCGGUCGGAUGUCGGUCGCGGCUCUUUAGUUCACUCUCAGGAAUUGGAGCUCAAGUGUUGUGUGGAUGUGAUGGAGGUGAACGCCACCUGCCUAGCCGACAACCAGUGCAGCCCAGGCUGCUACAGGCGGUGGAACGAAGACGGCAGCAGCAGCUGCAUCAAAUGCGAGAACGAAACGGUCCCUGCCACGCCGGCUUACAAUCUUACCGAUUGCCGAACUAGUGACGACAGAGGCAUGAACUCCCAAAUUAAUUCAACUAGCCUAUCCCCAGUUCCACCCAGCACAGGGAGACCAGAAGUAGCAGUUUCUCUCAUCUUUGGGACGUUCUUCAUCAGCCUCUUCCUCAUAAUGUGCGUCGCUUCGUUCUUCUACCUCAAACGUGCCAAUAAACUGCCAAACCUCUUCUACCGACGAAGCAAAGUAACGUUUGUCCUGGCAUCAAUGUUAUCUCCACCUUCUUCAGUGCGCAAGCCCCGGUACGUCAGAAGAGAGCGGUCGCUCAUGACUCCUGGCUCUGGCUCCAGCACAACCACAUCUGCCGAAACCAGGGUCAGCAACGUGUAGGGGGUGGUUUUGCCCCUCCGGAUUUGUAAAUACUGGCCCAGCUGAAGAAAUUUGGGCACCAACUUCAGCCAAGUGCCAGGAGCGACACCCGAAAUA